AUGGCUGAUCACGCUUACGUGGAGCACUUGACGCCGCUGGACCUGCCUAUGCCCAGGACCUACAUUCGGGUUCUUCUCGUUUUCCCAACGGCGAAUUCCAGCCCCCAAAUCACGCAGGAGCUACAACACGGCCUCGAGAGGCUUUCUAAACAAGUACCCUGGGUCACCGGACAUGUCUUUCAUACUACUCCAACCAACCAGAAAGCGUCUCUUGAAAUCCGAUAUCAUGCAGCCAAGACACCGACCCUAGAGGAUAAAGGCCAGAUAACGGCCUCAUACGCCAAUCUCUCUUCACAAGAUAUGCCCAUGGAAGCCAUCCCACCUGACGUGUGGCCAAAACUCCCAUGCCUGCUCGGUAACAUCCCUUCCGAGACAGGGGACCGCGUUUUCGCUGCCAGCUUCUUCCGCUUCGCAGAUCAUGGGGCCGGAUUAUGCAUCUGCUUGCAACACAAUGCUGUCGAUGUAACUGGAACACUCUACACAACCACCCGUCCUACCAAAACGUUUUCGCCAUGCACGUCCAAAGCAUUCAAGAUCCCAAUUCGCUGGAUCAACGUGCUCAAAGAACUCCUCCAGAAAUAUACACAACGUCGAUUGACCACCAACGUUAUCCUCUGCGCGCUUAUAUGGACAUCAGUGACUCGUGUGCGAACUCAACGCAACCCCGCUUUCAAAGGUCAAAAAAGUCGCUUAGUGACUGCUGUUAACGGCCGAUCGCGUAUUACGGGGAACUUAACCUUUGUGCCUGGGGAUCAACAGUACUUGGGAAACGUUGUGCUCUACGCCAUGGCAAGCUUCCCAUCUGCUAAUCUCGCCACGGCCGAUGAGGACCCAACACGCUCAUUGGCCAAGAUAUGCGACUGUAUCUCAGAUUCGCAGUCAUCCUCAACGAUCAACUCGCGCCAUAUUGCUGAAACCUACCGGCUUGUGGAUUCCAUGGAAGAUUAUAGGUCUCUUCAUGCGGCUUGGGACUUGUUCGGGUCUCGUGAUUUUACUAUUACAAGUUGGGCAGAUUUGGAUCUAUAUAAUUUGGAUUUUGGGCCUUUGCUUGGGAGGCCAGAGUUUGUUAGACUACCUUACAUUGAGGCGGAUGGUGUGGCUAUUAUUCUACCCCGUCGGAGGACGGGAUCUGAUGAAAUACUCGAAGUGAUGGUUAUGCUGCGGUGUGAUGAUAUGGAGUCCUUGGAAGGAGAUGGUAUGUGGCAGACGCUAGUUGGUAGUGGUAGGAGUUUCGAUGCUUGA
Molecule: messenger RNA, 1242 nt
Organism: Aspergillus tubingensis
Lineage: Eukaryota; Fungi; Ascomycota; Eurotiomycetes; Eurotiales; Aspergillaceae
Product: transferase family-domain-containing protein
Exons: 2
Coding region: 1-1242 (413 amino acids)
Source: RefSeq, a predicted model, not a curated record